AUUGCUCGUGCGGCUAAUGUUACUGUCCUUCUCCCAACAGCUAUAGCAAUUCUGAAUGCUUCGCAAUCUAUCGAUGAUGCUGGAAUAGUUGCUUACUCCUGGCAACCUUUUGAUGAUGUCCCAGCAUCAAUGAUUCCACUUGAUGGGUCGGAGGACAGAGCAGUCAUGUUCGUGACCGGACUUGUCGAGGGCAAGCAUCUGUACAAUCUCACUGUCUCUGAUCAACAAAAAUCCAGCGACUCCUUGAUUGUCCAGCUUAUAGUAACGAAAGGUGAGGAAGACAUUGAAUCAGUAGAAAUCCUAUUGGAUAGAAACAUCAAAGACUGGACUUACCGUCUCAGACGGAAACUUCAAGACAGAAUCGAAGCGAGUCUUUCUGGAUCCAUUGAGGAAAGCGAUUCAGUUAUUGUUCACUUCACUCGAUUCGAAGAGUUACCCCAAGAUGGCAGGCUCAGAGCUGUAUUUUGGGCAAGAAGUCGUUCGAAGCGAGAGUUCCUGGGUACUGUUGUGAAGGCUCAAAGGGCUGUAGAAAUUCUUCGUCAAGAGUCGACUAUGCUUUCUGAUUUCCACAUCUCAUCGAUUCAAACAUUAUAUUGCAAACUGGAUUGUUCCGGACAUGGAAAGUGUAGUGAUGCGACAAAACAAUGCGAAUGUGAUAGUUUCUGGAUGGUUAACGUUUUUGCUUAUCUUAUCUCUGGUAUGAAGAGUGAAAACUGCGGUACUCCGCCCUUCGAAGCGAAUCAGAUGAUGUGGAGAAAGAAGCUUACCGUAUGCGAAAUGGCAAGUUUCUAA
Strongylus vulgaris is the source of this 792-nucleotide messenger RNA. The record is from the annotation of a GenBank genome assembly. Lineage: Eukaryota; Metazoa; Nematoda; Chromadorea; Rhabditida; Strongylidae.